Messenger RNA from Alosa sapidissima (American shad), 3872 nucleotides. RefSeq names its product transmembrane anterior posterior transformation 1a (gene tapt1a). Bases 383 to 2158 code for a protein of 591 amino acids. Gene Ontology annotation, biological process: positive regulation of cilium assembly; maintenance of protein localization in endoplasmic reticulum. The record is from RefSeq and is a predicted model, not a curated record. Gene Ontology annotation, cellular component: endoplasmic reticulum membrane; ciliary basal body. Lineage: Eukaryota; Metazoa; Chordata; Actinopteri; Clupeiformes; Clupeidae. The transcript is spliced from 15 exons.
AGAAGUAUUUUCUCUUUUCUCUCUACGAUUCUAGCAAUAACUGUCUACCCAGGAAAUAUACUUCUCCACAAUAAUUAACACGCCUCUAAUUAAAACGAUUGGUUCUGGCUGACAUGGCAACAUUGUAAGGAUAUUUCACAUUAUAAACGUUUGAAAUGAGGCCAUUGUAAGGGUACAAAAAUGCUUUUCAGAGAAAAAUGUAUAGGCUAGGCCUACUUAUGUAAAUGCAUCUACUUUAACAUGGUUCAUUUUUUUUAUUUUUACUUAAAUGGUCAAAACCACAAAAAACGAGUGACCCUACCGAACUUUUCGCUUUACCCAACUUCAACUUGUCCUCAUCGCACACUGCCCUAUUACGCGCUCCUGCGGUGGCGGAGUGAAGAUGGCGGAUAUAGUGGGAGCUGGACUGUCAGAUGAAAAAGAGGCAGAAAACGACAAGAGAGGGGAGAAAUGCGUAUGGUACAGAGGUACAAGGAUGGGUGAAAUAAACACACAAGAUACGGCCGAGACCCUGGGUUUUUACGAGAGGCGCACUGUUAAAAAUGAUCAUCAUGACACCCCAGACACGGACCCAUCUCUGCUGCGGUUCAUGUGUGCAGAACUAACCAGGGGCUACUUCCUGGAGCACAACGAAGCAAAGUACACAGAGCGCCGAGAGAGAGUGUACACAUGCAUGAGAAUCCCUGGGGAGCUGGAAAGGCUGAUGACCUUUGGCGUGUUCCUGUGUCUCGAUGCCUUCCUCUACGUGUUCACUCUUCUGCCCCUGCGGACCUUCCUGGCCCUGCUGCGCUUCCUCACCAUACCCUGCUGUGGCCUUGGGGCAAAUGUAUGCCCAUACUGCAACAGGAGCAGUGGAGCACGUCUGCUGCAGCCUGCCCAGGUGUGUGACCUGCUGAAGGGGCUGAUCCUGAUCCUGUGCUUCUGCAUGAUGCACUAUGUGGACUACUCCAUGAUGUAUCACCUGAUCAGAGGCCAGUCUGUCAUCAAGCUCUACAUCAUCUACAACAUGCUGGAGGUGGCAGAUCGCCUCUUCUCGUCCUUUGGUCAGGACAUCCUGGACGCGCUCUAUUGGACGGCCACGGAGCCCAAGUCCAGGAAGAGGGCGCACAUAGGAGUGAUCCCUCACUUCUUCAUGGCGCUGUGCUAUGUCUUCCUCCACGCCAUCCUCAUCAUGGUACAGGCCUCCACGCUCAACGUGGCCUUCAACUCCCACAACAAAUCACUGCUCACCAUCAUGAUGUCCAACAACUUUGUGGAGAUCAAAGGAAGUGUCUUCAAGAAGUUUGAGAAAAACAACCUAUUCCAGAUGUCAAACAGUGAUAUAAAGGAAAGGUUUACUAACUAUGUCCUUCUGCUGAUUGUUUGUCUUCGCAACAUGGAGCAGUUCUCAUGGAAUUCAGAUCACCUGUGGGUCCUCUUACCGGAUGUGUUCAUGGUCAUUUUGUCCGAGAUGGCCGUGGAUGUGGUCAAGCAUGCUUUUAUCACAAAGUUCAACGAUAUCACUGCAGAUGUCUACAGUGAAUACAAAGCCAGCCUGGCUUUCGAACUGAUCAGCAGUCGACAGCAAAACGCCUACACUGACUACAGUGACUCGGUGGCCAGGAGAAUGGGCUUCAUCCCCCUGCCUCUCGCUGUGCUGCUGAUACGGGUGGUGAUAAGCUCUGUAAAAAUCCAGGGGGCGCUGUCCACUGUGUGCUUGCUGCUUUUCUACCUGGGGCUGAUCACACUGAAAGUGCUGAACAGCAUAGUGCUCCUGGGGAAGUCAUGUAAGUACGUGCGGCAGGCCAAGAUGGAGCAGAAGCUGUUUGAGAAGCACCCCAGCCAACAGAGAAACACCACCACCCCAGCCAAGACGGCCAGCAAGCCCAGCAGGCCCAAGCCCAGCAGCACACCAGACACUCCCAAAGUCGAGCGUCCCGUCAUCUCCAUCACGAAGCAGCCGAUGCCUCGUGCUGAGAUCAUCACCCCUGCACCUUCACCCGUCGUCAAGGACGCCGAGCCCGUUACGACACCGCCCGAAACUCCGUCCCCAAAAGCAGAGGACGCCGACGCCGACGCCACCACACCUCCAGACUCCCCAGAGCUGAAGCACCGCUCGCCCAAGAAGGACCUGCUGGAGAUCGACCGCUUCACGAUAUGCGGAAACCGCAUCGGCUGAGCUGGCCAACGCUUCCUCAUCCUGGGGCCGUGCACACAGAGCCAAAGACCCGCACAGAUGGAGAUAAGGUGGGGGCACGAGGCAUGAGGACAUAGCCAAUUAUUCUCCAGCUAAGUUAUCACUUGUGCCAUUUCAAUCCUGUGCUCAUUCACCCCGCCUAAGAUUGCAGUGCCUCAGAGAUCAUCACAGUCACAAGGGGGGCAUGGUGACUGCCAACGAGCAUUCCAAUAGCAACAGUGGGAUUCUGUAGUCAUAGAAAUGCUGUGUGUACACAGAAGGUCUGCCUCUGGUUGGUGGACAAGAGACAAGAGCUCCUUGAGGUAUUCCUCUGCUGUGCUUAAAGUGAUGACUGGUGACAGUAGAAGCUACACAAACAGAAGACCUGGCGAAGAGCAAAAUGACCUGAAUGGACGUUAAACUUUUAUUAGAAAAUAUCUCAUUUUAGGCCCUAGACAUUCAAUUAGAAACAGAAUGUAUUAAUAUGUUAAUGUAAUAUUUAUGUAAUAUUCAAGAUUUACUAUUUACCAAAAUAUUUUCUAUGGGAAAUGAAGGAUAAUAUAUUUUCUGUGCUAUUUUGUGCUCUAGUACAGUAGUAGGCAAUAUCUAGGCACUGCUUACUAAAGCACUUGGCCUUUUUCAUAGGCCCUGAUGUCUGCCAUUCAUGUUCAAGGAACUACCGUAGGCGUUUUAGAAGCAACUGAAACAUUUUUAAUAUAAAAUGCUGCCAAAAUGAAUGCUUUCAUUGUCAGGAUGCUAAAAACUUCAGGAUAAAUGUCAUAAUUGCUGCAAGAAGUGUUCUUAAAACCUUCGCCCAGACAAUGCUGGAUAUUUCACACGCAGUGCAGUGUUAUAAUGUCCAAUAGGUUUAGCUGCUUAUCAAUAACAACACUAUGAGGUACCAGAGAGUUUUUGUCAGGACUAAAUGGUGAGAAUUUGCACUUUUUUUACCACGUUGUCUUAAUCUUGACUCUGCUAGUGUUCAUAACCAUCGGUUUCCAGGUUCAAUUUCUUGUAACAUUUUUGGUUUACAUCAUCUGAGACAAUGAAUGAAACUCUUUUUUUUUUGUUGGUAUUUGUAAUCCAAGAUGAGUUUAUUUUUGACGGUGAUGGUCUGACUUGGUGUCAGACCUAAUUGUCCCACAAAUUUUGAUAAGGGUUGUUUACAUUGUGUUCCCCCCAAGUAAUUUGGAAAGAUUAUCUAACCAACAUAUGUUACCUUUUCUAUGAUUACCACUCUUAUAAUUAUGCUAACUGAAACUGAACAAUAUUGUUUCUGUACCAGCACAUCGCUGUGGUAACUACUGUUGGUGCAGAUGCGAUCACUGUUUGAAGCAGUGGCCAUGUUUACGUUCUUGGCCAGAUCCGUCUGGAUUCCCAGAAUAGACAACAAAGUUGACUUGAAAAGGUGGUCUGAUGUGUUUUAGUCAUUUUCGUUGAAUGUGAUUUGAAAACAGGAACUACGCAUUUGUGUUGGCAACAACCACAUUGUCUAAUUUAUUUUCUGUCAUUUUAGUAAUUAAGUAUUUGUUAAUGACUGCCGGUAAUACAGGACGGUGGAAAUUGUGUAUGGGAGUUGUCACUGAGCUCUGAAAUAUUUUUUUAACCUCUUCAAAUGUGACAGGUACUGAAAAUAUAUGUGUCAAUAAUUAUAUGUGUUCAUGUUUAAUAACAUGUUUUAAUGUUUUGUGGAUGACAAAUAAACAUUGUUUUGUAA